Molecule: messenger RNA, 2525 nt
Organism: Phascolarctos cinereus (koala)
Lineage: Eukaryota; Metazoa; Chordata; Mammalia; Diprotodontia; Phascolarctidae
Source: RefSeq, a predicted model, not a curated record
GUCUGAAGGCAGGAACAGGACUGCAGAGCUUGCAGCCCAGCGAGGAUGGGCUCACUUCCUGAAUGCCUGAGCCUGUAGUCAGGACAGUAGGGCUAUUGUUGGGUUUGGUGGCUGGAAGCCUCCCACCUUCAUUUCUGUGCGGCAGACUGUAGGGGAGAAGUGCCCAGUGCCCUGCAGGAUGGAGAGAGAAGGAGACAACUUGGUGACGGUGUUUAACCUACUGACUGUGAUGGAAGACAACAGGGCCUCCCACAAGCAGCAAGCCAAGGACAGACCUUCUCCCAAAAGCUGCUCUGCCUCCUCCAGGGUGGGACAGCUCAAACCGUUCUCUCCAGGCCUUCUUGAGACCCCAGGAGCUGAGACCAAAGACCCCAGGUCUGAACAAGAGCAGCAUGGCUCCAUGUCCAAGAAACCCCAGACACUUAUGGAGCCCCUCUUUGAUAUGACUCCAGGGCCCUGGCAAAGUGAAAGUCUGGAAGAACAACUGGGACCUGGCCACCGGGCAGUCAGCACCAGGUUACUGAGCUCCCUGAGGAAUAAGAUCUCAGACGGAGUCUGGAGGAAGUCAUGUGAAGCUACUGUAAACAUCAGCAAGCAGUUGCAGGAGCCAGAAGAGAAUAAAAUUGUCAGGGAGCUCCUGGAGACAGAGCAGACCUAUGUGUCCCGCCUUCACCUGCUGGAUCAGGUUUUCUUUGAGGAGCUGUUGAAGGAAGCUCGCAGCAGCAAGGCUUUCUCUGAAGAUGUUGUCAAACUCAUCUUUUCCAACAUCUCCUCCAUUCACCAAUUCCACUCCCAGUUCUUCCUCCCAGAGCUUCAGAGAAGAGUGGACGAAUGGGCUGCCGUCCCCCGCAUUGGUGAUGUGAUCCAGAAACUGGCGCCCUUUCUGAAGAUGUACGGCGAGUAUGUGAAGAACUUUGAGCGGGCAGCAGAGCUGCUGGCCAUAUGGAUGGAGAAGUGCCCACCCUUCCAAGAGGUCAUCACUCGAAUCCAGAACAGCGAGGUCUGUGGCAACCUCACCCUGCAACAUCACAUGCUGGAGCCCGUGCAAAGGAUCCCUCGCUAUGAGCUGCUGCUGAAGGAGUAUGUGCAGAAGCUACCCGCUGAUGCCCCGGACCAGGCGGAUGCCCAGAAAGCUCUGGACAUGAUCUUCUCUGCUGCUCAGCAUUCUAAUGCAGCCAUCACUGAGAUGGAGCGUCUACAGAACCUGUGGGAUGUGUACCAGCGUCUGGGCCUUGAGGAUGAUAUCGUAGACCCCUCCAAUGAAUUGCUCCAGGAAGGCCCCAUCCAGAAGAUCUCCUUCAGACACAGCAGCACCAUGGAGCGUUACUUGUUCUUGUUCAACAAUAUGCUGCUGUACUGCGUGCCUAAGGUGAUUCAGGUUGGGGCUCAGUUCCAGGUGAGGACACGAAUAGAUGUGGCUGGAAUGAAGGUCCGGGAACUGAAUGAUGUGGAAUUUCCUCACUCUUUCUUGGUGUCUGGGAAACAGAGGACCCUGGAACUGCAAGCCCAAUAUGUCCUAUUUUGGGGCAGGUCUCAGGAAGAAAUGAACACCUGGAUCCAGUCUUGCCAGCGGGCCAUUGACCAAAUUGGGAAGCGGCAUGAAACCUUCAAAGCCGCGGUCCAGGGGCCUGAGGGAGACACAGAGGAGCACCAGCUGAAGUCUGAAGAGCUGGGCAUCAGAGCUCCCCAGUGGGUCCGUGACAAGAUGGUGACCAUGUGCAUGCGCUGCAAGACGCCCUUCAAUGUCCUCACCCGGAGACGGCACCACUGCAGGGCAUGCGGCUACGUGGUGUGUGCUAAGUGCUCUGAUUACAGAGCUAGGUUGAAAUACGAUGACAGUCGCCUCAACCGGGUCUGCCUCGAGUGUUAUGUCUUCCUCACCGGAAACCUACUGCCAGAGGACAAGGAAGAUAAGAAGAAAGGGAUCCUCGAGAAAGAGUCUUCGAAGGUAUCGGAACAGAGCCUAAUGUGCAGCUUCCUGCAGCUCCUGGGAGACAAGUGGGGGAAGGCCAGUAGCCGAGGCUGGUGUGUCAUCCCCAGAGACGACCCCCUGGUGCUUUACAUCUAUGCUGCCCCACAGGAUAUGAAAGCUCACACCUCCAUUCCCCUGCUGGGGUACCAGGUGACAAGUGGACCCCUGGCCGAUCCUCGAGCGUUCCAGCUCCAACAAUCUGGUCUGGUCUACUCAUUCAGGGCUGAAUCUGAGGACCUAAAGGGGCAGUGGAUGAAGGCCAUAGAUCGGGCAGCCAGAGGUCCGAGCUUCACUGGAGCUGAGGGUGAACUGUCAGACUGAACCAGGGUGAGGGGAGCUGCAUCUUCUUCACCUCCGAACACACACACACACACACACACACACACACACACACACACACACACACACACACCUGCUGAUUGGCUACUCCCUCUUUUGAGGUAGAGUUAUUUUUAUCCUCUCCUCUAUUAAUUCUCAUCUGCCUGAAUGAAAACAGAUUGGGACCCCAGAAAUGAAACCCUGCAUUUAGUAACUAUAAAUAAGGAAGCUUGUA